Messenger RNA from Miscanthus lutarioriparius, 2922 nucleotides. The record is from the annotation of a GenBank genome assembly. Lineage: Eukaryota; Viridiplantae; Streptophyta; Magnoliopsida; Poales; Poaceae.
AUGUCGGAGACGGUGCUGAGCAUGGCGAGGUCCAUGCUGGGGAGCGCCGUCAGCAAGGCCGCCGCGGCUGCCUCGGAAGAGAUGAGCCUGCUCAUCGGGGUGCAGAAGGAGAUCUGGUUCAUGAAAGAUGAACUAGAAACUAUGCAAGCGUUCUUGGUAGCCCCUGAAGUAACCAAGAAAAAAGAUAAACUGGUGAAGGUCUGGGCAAAGCAAGUACGAGAUCUGUCAUAUGACAUUGAGGAUUGCCUUGACGAGUUCACAGUACAUGUUGGAAGCCGAAGCCUGUCACAACAGAUGAUGAAGCUGAAAGACCGUCACCGGAUUGCUGUCCAGAUCCGCAAUCUCAAGGCAAGAGUUGAAGAAGUGAGCAAGAGGAACACACGCUACCACUUAAUCAAGACAGAGGCAUCCAACACCACCAUGGACGAGACAGAGUCCUACUUGGAAGAUAUUCGCAACCACUCGGCUAGCAACAUCGAUGAAGCACAGCUUGUAGGCGUUGAUGAACCCAAGAAGAAGUUGCUUGAGAUGAUACAAGAAGUUCGUGCCGAUGAUGGACAUGCACGUGUGAUCUCAGUGGUCGGCAUGGGAGGUUUGGGUAAAACUACUCUUGCCAGGAAGAUAUAUGAAAGCAAGGAAGACAUUGCAAAGAACUUCACAUGCCGUGCAUGGGUCACUGUAUCACAAUCAUUUUUGAAGAUAGAGCUUCUGAAAGAUAUGAUUAGGCAACUGUUGGGCGAUGAAUCAUUGAAGAGAUGCUUGAAACAACUUGAAGGAAAGGGAUUGCAUGUAAAUGACCUUGCCAGCUACCUCACACAAGGGCUAAAGGAUAAAAUGUAUUUUGUUAUUCUUGAUGACUUGUGGACCAUUGAAGCAUGUUAUUGGAUUAAUAAGUUUGCUUCUCUAAGCAACAAAAGCAAAGGUAGUCGGAUCAUAGUUACAACACGUGAUGCUGCUAUAGCAAAGGCAUGCAGUUCUAAUGACUCUCUUGUUUACCAUCUUCAACCUCUAGAAAUAGGUGAUGCCAAUGAGUUGCUUCUAAGGAAGGCACAAAAAGAUACCAAAGCCACCAUGAGUGAGGGUUUGAUGACAACAGUAGAACAGUUGGCAACAAAAUGUGGUUGUUUACCACUGGCUAUUCUCACACCAUGCUUUCUAUACCUAAGCAUUUUUCCUGAGGACUUUGAAAUUAAAAGGAGGCGUCUGGUAGAUAGGUGGAUUGCAGAGGGGCUGGUUACUGCCAGGCGUCGAGUAACAGUUGAGGAAGUUGGAGAACGUUACUUUCAGCAGCUAAUCAGCCGAAGCAUGAUUCUACCAGCAAGAGUGAAUAUAGAAGGAGUUGUUAAGAGCUGCCGUGUUCAUGAUAUCGUGCGUGAUACAAUAAUCUCGAUAUCCAGAGAGGAGAAUUUUGUUUACUUGACAGAAGACAAUGUAGCUGGAGUAGUAGUUGGAGAGAAAUUCCGUCAUGUGGCAUACCAUGGCAAGAGCUGCACAAAUGUUGGAGUGGAUUGGAGCUGUGUCCGAUCAUUAACUUCCUUUGGUGAGAGACCAAUGAAGCCCGCACCUUCACUUUGUUCACCGGAGUUGAGGAUGUUAAGAACAUUGGAUCUGAAGGAUGCACAGUUCAAAAUUGCGCAAAAAGACAUAGACAACAUAGGAUUAUUGCGCCACUUGAAAUAUGUGAAUGCUCAGUAUGAUGGUCCAAGAUAUAGUCAUUCAAAUAUUUAUGCACUUCCUAGAUCUAUCGGAAAAUUACAGAGCUUACAAGUCCUGGACCUAAGAGGCAGUUGUAUUUCGGCACUAGCAACUGAGGUCACUAAACUCCAGAGUCUGCGAAUCCUCCGCUGUAGCAAAUAUAAAGAUAUUAUGGAUAAUUUCAACCCAAGGCACAAGUUGGAAUGUUUUAACAACAUAUUGCACCUGCCCAUAAUGUUCACACCCCAAGUUGAUUCUGAAUACCGCAAUGAAAUGAUUGCUGAGGCACAUCUAGCCUUCUCUAGCUCUUUUUCUUAUUUACGAGUACCAGGUGUGCGGAUGCCAAGAGGAAUCGGCAACCUAAAAGCACUGCAGAUCCUAGAGGUUGUGGACCUCAGAGGCACUAGUAUGAAAGCAAUUGAAGAGUUGGGUGAACUAAGUCAACUAAUAAAAUUAAGCGUGGCGACAAGAUGGGCAGCAAAGGGAAAAUGCGAGGCCUUUUGCAAAGCCCUUGAGAAGCUCGCCUCUCUUCGUUCUAUCUAUGUGGAUAGUGAUUCUGGUUACCUUAGUGUUGGAACACUUAAGUGGCUAGAUUCUUCUCUCUCCCCUCCCCCGCUGCUAAGGAGCCUAAAGUUGAUUGGAAAGAUAGGGACUACACCCGCUUGGUUUGGGGAUCUUGGGCAGUUGGUCAAGGUGUACUUAGAAUGGACCUACCUAGAGGACUUGGAGAUACUUCGGGCGCUGCCCAACCUUAUGCUCAUUCAGCUUUUUAGAAGGGCAUAUAGUGGGGAGAAACUAACAUUCAGAACUGGAGCAUUCCCAGGUCUCAGGAAACUUGUUCUUUCUCAACCAGAGGGAUUGACAGAGGUGACAUUUGAGGAAGACGCCUCACCCUUCGUGGAAAGCAUCCAUAUCGAAUAUCUGAAGCUAGAGUCAGGGAUUAUUGGUAUCAAGCACCUUCCAAGACUCAAGGAGAUUUCACUUGGUCGCGGCUGCAAGGUGGCAGGAUUUAAUAUGCUGCAAGCGGAAGUCAACCAACAUCCCAAUAAGGCCGUGCUGCGACUGAAGGAGGACCGAAAGUACCAUGGCCUGGGAGAUGUCGUCGGAUCCGGUGUCGAAGAGGAAGCAACCGAACCUCAGCCUGAUGACACCAAAGAGAGCUCCCAAGUGAUCACAACGACCGACGACAGCGAAAUCCAACCCGUUCCAGUUGAUGCUGCCUCCUAG